AAAACACCAGCCAGAAGCGAAAAAGCGUAGCCGAAAGAUCAUUCGAUCCCGAUACCCACCCAUCUGUACUUUCCCUCCCCAACUCGUCUCGCGAACCUCAAUUGCAGCAGCUCUUUCUCCCCAAAUGUCCGCCUCUCUCCUCCGUGUUGCCGCUCGCGGCUCCCCGAGCACCUUCUUCCGCUCAAACGUCGUCGCCCGCCAGCAGUCGCUGGCAGCCCGAGCUGGUCUCGUCAUCCCGAGCCUCCUCGCCCUCCCGUCCUCCUACAACAGCUUCAGCACCGGCACCUGCCUGCGCUCAGAACACCAGGAGGAGACAUUUGAGGAGUUCACGGCCAGAUACGAGAAGGAAUUCGAGGGCGUCCAGGAUGUUUUCGAGCUCCAGCGCAACCUCAACAACGCCUUCGCCUACGAUCUCGUACCUUCCGCCUCGGUCGUCGUCGCCGCCCUGAAAGCUGCACGACGUGUCAACGACUUCCCCACCGCUGUCCGGAUCUUCGAGGGUAUCCAGGCAAAGGUUGAGAAUAAGGGCCAGUACCAGCAGUAUCUCGACGAGCUGAAGCCCCUUCGGGAAGAGAUGGGCAUCACGCUGAAGGAGGAUCUGUACCCCGAGGAGACCAACUAGAGGGCCUGGCCUGGGUACGCUGAGCUCGUCCAAGUUCGAUCCGACAAUCCCGCUCCGGGAUCCUGGAGAAUGGUUGGAUAUCCCAGCCCCAUCCGAGGGCAAUCUGUAUAUGUUUAGUAGACCUGAAAAGAAGAGAGGAGGCCCUGAGGCCAAAGUUGAACGCUCAAUGGAAGGAGGUGGGUCGCAACCGAUGCGUGUUCACUUAUGGCCACAGUCGUCUUGUAAGAGGGGAGCAGAGCAUAAUCCAAUUUCCUUAAGACGUUGAACUCAC
This is a messenger RNA of Phialemonium atrogriseum, 893 nucleotides long. RefSeq names its product cytochrome c oxidase subunit 6. Gene Ontology annotation, cellular component: mitochondrial inner membrane. Gene Ontology annotation, biological process: mitochondrial electron transport, cytochrome c to oxygen. The transcript is spliced from 4 exons. NCBI's taxonomy places the organism in Eukaryota, Fungi, Ascomycota, Sordariomycetes, Cephalothecales, Cephalothecaceae. Bases 125 to 622 code for a protein of 165 amino acids. The record is from RefSeq and is a predicted model, not a curated record.